UUAUUAGAAAACCCUUAAGGGUUUGUUCGUCGUAAAUCAUAUAAAAAACCCGAGUGCCGUUUAUUGAUAUCGAGGCAUAAUUAAAGAAGGAUAAAAAUAGAAAGGGUUUUAAAUAAAAUUACAAUUGCCUAGAAAUAUGAUAUUUUAAAUAAAAUAAAUAGUAUUUUUAUUUUAUUAUACUUAAAAUUGUAUUUUGUUAAAAUUUUUAAAGUAAAAUACGCAAAAUUGUAUACUUUUUAAGUUAACCGAUUUAUCUAUGAGAUUCCUAUAGGUCAAUUAAAAUAUUUUUACAAUUUUAAAGUAAAGCUAAUAAUUAAAAUUUAAAGUAAAACUAAUAAUAAAGUUAAAGAAUUAUGUCUGCAAAUAUUAAAAACUGGUCGCCUGCAGAAGUAGCCAAAUGGCUGUUAGAUAAUGGAUUUAAUGAAAAGACUGCAGCCGAAUUUGAAAAUUCCUGAUAAUAUACAAUAGCCAAAUAUGCCCCAAUUUUAUUGUGAAUGUGGCAACAAUUAUUUUUCAUUUGGAAAGUAAAUACUUUCCAUCUUUCCAUCAACGACAUCUUAUCUUGUUUCAUGAAAAUCAGCCUCUUUUUUACGUUAGAUGUGUUUCAAGUGCAUGCAAGCAAACUUUCACAAGUGCUAAUAGUCUAAAAGAACAUGUUCAAGGAAAGCACAGUAAUUUAUUAAGAAGCUGGUCUAAUGAUAAUGAAAGUGAUCAGGGGAGUAGAAAUAAUAGAAAUGAUAACAUCAUAGAUUCAUCUGAAACAACCGAAGAAUCAAAUGAUCAAAAUAAUGUAAAAUUAGAUCAAGAUUUUAAAUCUAAAAAUAUUACUGAUAUGCUUAACACUUUGAAAAAAUAUUUUGCAUUUCUUCUUUUGCGACUCAGAGAAGUGCACAUACUUCCAGCUUCUGUUCAUGCAGAAAUUACAAAAGAUAUACAAAACCUACUUUUGAUUACACUAAGUAGUUUUAAGGAUGUUAUAUGUCAAUAUUUAUUUAAAAAUAAUAUUUUACCACUAGACAAUAAUUGGGCACAUAUAACAGACACAGAAAGAUUGCUGCAAUUCAUGGGUGAGAUGUCUUCAAAUGAAAAUAGACUAAUUGGAUUAUUGAAAAGCAAAAAAAUGAUUGCAAUGCCAAGACAAAUAGGUUUUAGAAUAAAUAAUACAACUGCUGUUUUUCAAUACAUUCCGAUUCUAGAAGUUUUAUCGAAAUUAGUUUCCCAUAAAGAUGUUUACAAUUGUUUGGGUGACAGUUACAAUCAGUCUUUUUCUAAUAAUGAUUUUAUGAUGUCUUUUUGUGACAGUGAACUUUUUCAUAGUGACAAUUUUUUUUCUGAAAAUCCAAGUGCAUUGCAGAUUCAGUUAUAUGUAGAUGAAGUUGAGCUUUGCAAUCCAAUAGGAGCUAAGCGAGGGAAGCAUAAAGUGACUGCAUUUUAUUUUUUGUUAGGCAAUAUUCCAUCUGAGUUUCGUUCAAAGCAAAAGUUUAUUCAUUUGGCUUUAUUGGUUGAACAUAAAUUUAUAAAAAUGGCCGAAUAUGACUACACUGAAGUUCUUCGUCCAUUAAUUUAUGAUUUAAAUGUACUGCAGAGAAAAAGAAUUGAGGUUUCCGUUAAUGGAUUACAUCAACGUUUAAAAGGCAAACUUACAGGUAUAUCAGCUGAUAUGCUUUCAGCUCAUGCUAUAGGAGGAUUUUAGCAGUAUUUCCAUACUGGAAGAAUUUGUCGUUUCUGUAUGGUGGACAAGUCAGAAGUUGGAAAUAACUUUAGUGAAAGCACUCUUCGUCUCAGAACACCAGAAAUUCAUGAAUACCACUUAGCUGCUAUAAUUGAUAAUGCAGCAAACAAGAAUGUGUAUGGUGUUAGCAAAAAGUGUGAUUUUUUAGAGUUAGAUAACUUUGAUGUACUUACAGCUUUCCCUCCAGAUAUAAUGCAUGAUUUAUUUGAAGGCAUUAUGCCAGUAACUUUGAAAUGUGUUAUCAAACAUUUGUUACGUUCUUGUAAUACAUUAUCAGUAAAUAAUAUAAAUGAUUCUAUAAACAAAAUUCAUUUAAUUCAUCUAAUCGCCCUUGCCAAUUACCUAAAAACAUUGCAUCAGAUAAAGCACACAUAAAUGGAACAGCUGUACAGAAAUUAGAACUUUUCCUAUUGUUUCUGCAGUUAGUCGGUAAUGAUGUACCACAUGGAAAUAUUGGCUGGGAGGUUUAUCUUAUACUUCGUGAAAUAUGUGACAUUGUUAUUGCCCCAAUUGUAGAUAGUGACAGUAUAUACAUGUUAGAAGAACUAGUUGCUAUGUUUUUGAAAACAUUUUCUGAAGUAUUUGGUUCUGAAUAUAUUAUUCCAAAAAUGCACAUGCUUGUUCAUUACCCUCGUCUGAUACGUCUAUCUAAACAUCAGUAUUUUACCCUAUCUAAACAUCAGUAUUUUAAAAAAGCUGCCUCAAAUGGACGAUAUUUUAAGAAUAUUACCAAAACAUUGUCAAAGCGUCAUCAAAUGUUGCAGUGCUGGGAAAUGCUGACAGGUGAUAUGCUUUUAUCUAAUUAUACUGUGUCUGGAAAUGCACCUAGAUUUUUUCAUAACUUGGAUGUUAAAGUACAAGAAGCUAUAAGAUUGUUACUUAAUUUAGAUAUAGAAGGGAAUGAAUCCAUAGUUAUAGCGAAAUCAAUAUCAGUUGUAUAUAUUUAUAGUUGUAUAUAUAUAUAGUUGUAUAUAUCAUAUGUAAUAAUGUAUAUACAUAUUACUUGCUAUAACCUUGUAUAAUUAC
This is a messenger RNA of Hydra vulgaris (swiftwater hydra), 2758 nucleotides long. The record is from RefSeq and is a predicted model, not a curated record. NCBI's taxonomy places the organism in Eukaryota, Metazoa, Cnidaria, Hydrozoa, Anthoathecata, Hydridae.